UUUUAAUGUAAUUAACGUUAUUUUUGCUUGGAUUAUAAAUCGAGUGAUUAAUAUUUUAUAGUAGCAGACAACCAUCAUUACACUAAAGAAUGUGAAUUGUGGGGAACAAACUUCUAUUAUUUAAAUUUCAAUGCAUUUCAACUUUCUAUACAUUUAUGUAUACAGGACCGUAUCCAGGUACUCAACAACGAGAAACCUGUUCCCUGCCUUCGGUUUCCUUGACUCGACUUGGAGUGUCAUCUGAAAUACGAAGAACUACUUUCGAACAUUCCGUGGCAAGCACUACCGUGAAUACUUCUCGUAGGUAAAAAAAUAAUUUGGUGGACCUCUUCUCCGUCGAAUAUCAUGCCCCCGGGUCACCAGACACCCGAAUAAACUUAACCGAGUGGCCAGUGUUGAAUUUUAUGUGUUUUUGUGGAACUUUUUUAGUGAAAAAUAUAUUUAACGAUGCCUUGUUCAGCUGUUACUCUCAGUUUGGCUACUAUUACCUCCAUCAUCGCCGUAGCUCUUCUAGCGAUUGCUUUUACAACGGAUAAUUGGUUGUAUAUCGAAGUUAAAAGAUCCAAUAUACAGGCUUUUCUGAGUAAACAUUCAGAUGUUCAAAGUCAAGCUCUUCUAGAAAGCGUAAAUUCCAAAUAUUUCUAUUACACCAGAACAAAAGGACUUUUCAGGAUAUGUUAUCCAAAAGAGAGGCCACCAUUGGUAAAAACGUAUUUGAGUCCGCUAGAAACCCAUUGCAAUAAUGUUAACUACUACAUUCCCGAUGAAAAUAAUGAUACGAGAGAUUUUACUGAAGACGCUUGGACUAGAUUACAUAUGGGUCGUUCCAUGAUAGCUUUAUUCAUCCUUUCGUUUGUAGCAGUUUUUGCGGCUUUUUGUACAGGUGUCACGGGAUGUUGGAAACGUUCGCCCGGGAAUAUUACGGCUACUGCCAUACUCAUGCUAUUAGCGUGCCUUUUAAGUGCCGGUGCCAUGGGUCUUUGGCACGGUGUUGAGUACUACGAAAAGGAAAAACAAGUAGGGGAAGAAUAUUACCAACAGUGGAAUAGCGUUUUGCGCGACAACACGCGCGUCAACUACGAUUGGAGUUAUAUGGUAGCGUGGGUUGGUGUCGGGUGGUCGCUGGUCGCGGCCAUUUUAUUUUCCGGAGCUGCCAUGUGCCUGCGAGGGGAACGGGAACGCGAGGAGGCUAUCAACAUGCAGUAUCUAAUGCCUGUGUAUCCUCAGAAACAACAGUACGCUUAUGGAGGUUAUCCCGUUCCACAGCCUUAUACAGGACCGUACUACACGACAGGUUCAGCAUAUGGUCCAUACAAUUAUUAAAACAAAUCAACAAUAGCUAAACGAACAAUUAUAAGAGACUGAUGUCUUCAAAUUACCUGUUUCUUUUAUCGAAAUAAUAAUUGACAACUUUUCGUAUGACAGGUGAUUUUCGCGAGUGAGGAUUAUUAAAAUUAUUUAUUCUGAAUUUAAAUUUGAAGCAUAAAAAAUUAUAAAUUCCGACAAAGAAAUAAAUAUGACAACACCGAAGAUCGACAUGACACGGCUGUCAAUGGUUUAUACGAAUAAUGAUUUUACCUACACUUUCUAUAUUCACAUUGUGUUCAGUGGCUGCUUGUCAAUAUUACAUACAUUGAAUUCUGUCCUCUCUUGCAUCAUAUGUCAGAUUUAAAGGUACAACUCGCGAAAAAUUGCCUUAAUAUUGUUAUAGGAGUGCUCAGGGUAAAAAUAUUUUACCGUUUAGUGUAAUUUUUUUCUAUAGUUUUCUAUUUCCAUAUUUUUGGUAAUAAAAGAUAUAUUAAAUGGUUUUUCUUUCGUUUUUACAUAUUGUUAUGUAAUAAAAAAAUUGAAGAAAUUAUCCAAUUUAUAAUUAUAUGGAAAUUUUUGAUAAAUUUUAUUAAUUACGAUGUAAAUUUUUUCCCAAAUAAUGAAGAAAUUACCCCAAAAUCACAUUAUAACUAGUUUUUUUAAAUAAUAUGAUUAUAAUCUACAUUAUUGAUGCUACAGGGCUCUUCAAAAGUAUUCAGUUAUUUAAAACUUGGACUACUUUUGAGUUGACACUGUACAAUAUUUUGUAUAUAGAAAUAUGUUUAGAUUAACACUUAAAUUAAAUAAUAUACUGUAUAAAAAGUGACUGUACUUUAUCGAUUUUGUAGUAGGUAUAUACAACGAAUUACACAUUAACAAUUAUUUAUAUAUUUUUUAUAAUACUUUAUAAAAUUAUUUUUAAUAAUAAGGCUAUAAUUACAAUAUACAUUUUUUUAUAAACGUCU
Messenger RNA from Diorhabda sublineata, 2273 nucleotides. RefSeq lists its product as uncharacterized. Gene Ontology annotation, cellular component: membrane. Bases 448 to 1323 code for a protein of 291 amino acids. The record is from RefSeq and is a predicted model, not a curated record. Lineage: Eukaryota; Metazoa; Arthropoda; Insecta; Coleoptera; Chrysomelidae. The transcript is spliced from 8 exons.